GAAAAGUAUCAAACGAUUUUUUGUAGAUAACAAAGUGCUUAAAAUUUGUAAUAUCAUUUAGAAGUAAACAUUGUUGUUUUAUAUUGUCUUUUAUCUAUUUGCAAUACUUUUCGUAUUGAAAGGACUUUAAUGUCAUCCAUUACAUGUAAUGGUAAAUAGUUUUUGAUGCACUUGUAAGGUAGCAAAUAACAAACAGCAAAUGACCAGCCACCGAAAAUACACGUUUGCUUUCUUAUUGAAAUCUGGCUGAUGUUGAACAAGAACUACACAAAAUAUUUCCUGGAUUUCGUUUUAAUAAAAAUAAGGAUAAAAUUCUUAGUAAUAAAUUGCUAGCAGAAACACAAGUUUGAACGCCUGAAUAUGCCUAACGUGCCUAUUGUAAAAAAAAGAAUUAAAUUCAUCGUUAUUUCCUCUUGCUCCCUGAUAUUACUAGUAAUUCUUUAUCGUUCAUUUUUGAAGCAUAAAACUAAUGGUAGUCAGUCAAUUCAAAAUUUUGAUAAAGACGAUUGGACAGCGAACUCCCAAAUUGGUGAAGAUCUCGUAAAGGAUUUCACCAAUGUUCCUCAACACAUUACAAAUCAGCAGCUUCUAAAUCAAUUGGAACAUGCAAAAGUUCAAAUUUCAAUAUUAGAAGAUCGAGUUCGUGCUUUAGAAGCAAGUACGCCAAGAAAAUAUCCACAGGUUAAAUACUUAAAUUAUAAAAAUCGAAAACGGAUUCUAAUUACCGGAGGAGCCGGUUUCGUUGGGUCUCAUCUAGUAGAUACUCUCAUGGUUCAAGGCCAUGAAGUCAUCGUUGCAGAUAACUUUUUCACUGGUCGUAAACGGAAUGUAGAACACUGGCUUGGACAUGAGAAUUUCGAAUUAAUUCAUCAUGAUAUUGUGAAUCCACUUUUUAUUGAAGUGGAUGAAAUUUAUCAUCUAGCAUCACCAGCCUCACCUCCACAUUAUAUGUAUAAUCCCGUGAAGACAAUCAAAACGAAUACCAUGGGCACCAUCAAUAUGCUAGGACUAGCUAAGCGUGUAAUGGCAAAAGUACUUAUAGCUAGUACAUCAGAAGUAUACGGUGAUCCAACUGUACACCCACAACCUGAAACAUAUUGGGGUCAUGUCAAUCCUAUUGGACCACGAGCCUGUUAUGAUGAAGGCAAACGUGUUUCAGAAACACUCAGCUACGCUUAUGCGAAACAGGAAAAUGUGAAAGUACGCGUCGCACGCAUAUUUAAUACCUAUGGGCCUCGAAUGCAUAUGAACGAUGGACGUGUUGUGUCCAAUUUCAUACUUCAAGCACUGCGUAACGAAACUAUAACUGUUUAUGGUAAUGGCAAGCAAACUCGUUCCUUUCAGUAUGUUUCUGAUCUUGUGGACGGAUUAAUUUCUUUAAUGGCUUCCAACUACAGCCAACCAGUCAAUUUGGGCAACCCUGUAGAGCACACAAUCGAAGAAUUCGCAUGGAUUAUAAAAAAAUUGGUGGGUGGCAAAAGCGAAGUAAAACAAACAGAUGCAGUUGAAGAUGAUCCGCAGAGGCGUAAGCCGGAUAUAACGCGAGCAAAAACCAUUCUCAAUUGGGAACCAAAAGUUCCACUACAAAUGGGAAUAUCGCGCACGAUUAGCUACUUCCGACGUGAACUUGAAAGAUCUGAUCGUUUUCAAAAAGACUCUAAAAAAUAUUUUGAUUCUCCAGAUUUAGAACGGAGCCAACAUAGUAGGCAGAAUUUUGUACCAGAUAAAACUUAAUAUUGUUCUGUUUAAAAAGGACAUAAGUAAGUUCGAAAUUUAAGUGUUGGUUUAGACCGCUUAGAAAUAGGAAAUAUUGUGAAAAAAUUAUUUUAAAAACAGGGUCUGAAAAAAUAGAGCGUUAUAAUUUAAAUAAACAACGUUAUAAUUUAAGUUAUUUUUUCUGUAAAUAGAAGUUAGACUUCAUUCGUGUUUAGUCACUUAAUUGUUUAUAACACAUCUUUUGAGAUUCUCAUGCCAUAAGCUAAGCUAACAGAAGGCAGUUAUUUUUCACUAGUCCAAUGCAAAAGAUAAAUACGGUUUGGUUUGUUUCAGUUUGUUUGUAUAUUCAUUUUUUACCUUAGACCUUAGAAAACUGAAUAAAUUUUAUAAAGCAAUAAAACAUGAACAUUUAAUAAAUUUUACGAGACAGA
Messenger RNA from Bactrocera dorsalis (oriental fruit fly), 2147 nucleotides. RefSeq names its product UDP-glucuronic acid decarboxylase 1 (gene Uxs). Gene Ontology annotation, cellular component: cytoplasm. Bases 361 to 1734 code for a protein of 457 amino acids. The record is from RefSeq and is a predicted model, not a curated record. Gene Ontology annotation, molecular function: NAD+ binding; UDP-glucuronate decarboxylase activity. Gene Ontology annotation, biological process: D-xylose metabolic process. The transcript is spliced from 4 exons. NCBI's taxonomy places the organism in Eukaryota, Metazoa, Arthropoda, Insecta, Diptera, Tephritidae.